Messenger RNA from Zonotrichia leucophrys gambelii, 3945 nucleotides. Its product is annotated as patched domain-containing protein 3-like. The record is from RefSeq and is a predicted model, not a curated record. The coding region runs from base 1 to 2601 and encodes 866 amino acids. The transcript is spliced from 4 exons. Lineage: Eukaryota; Metazoa; Chordata; Aves; Passeriformes; Passerellidae. Gene Ontology annotation, cellular component: membrane.
AUGGCGGGGCCGCGGGACCCCGCGGAGCGCUGCUCCUGCCGCAACACCAACUGCGUGGAGCGGCCGCUGCGCCGGCUCUUCGAAGGGCUGGCGAGCGGCGUGGCCGCCUGCCCCUGGCCCUUCGUGCUGGUGCCGCUGCUGCUGUCGGGCGGGCUGGGCGCCGGCUUCGUCUUCCUACCGCAGCGGCAGGAGAACGACAUCGAGGGGCAGUUCACGCCCACGUGGGGGCCCGCCAAGGCCGAGCGCGACUUCGUGCGGCGGCAUUUCCCCACCAACGACUCGGAGCGCUUCUCCGCCGCGCGGCUGCCCACCGAGGGCGCCUACGCCGCCCUCAUCGCCGUGGCGACGAACGGGGCCUCGGUGCUGGACGCGGCGCCGUGGGCAGAGGUGCUGCGGCUGAACGCGACCGUGCACGACGCCGAGUACGAGCGGCUCUGCGCCCGCACUGACGGCGGCUGUGCCAGCCCCAACGAGCUGCUGUCGCGGUGGGGCCAUGCGGGACCGCAAGACCCGAGGAGCCUCCGCUUCCCCGUCAACGACAGCAUCUUCCUGGGGACCGCGCUGGGCGGCGUGGAGACGGACGGCGGGCAGGUGCUCAGGGCGCGGGCCCUGAAGCUGCAGUAUUACCUGCGGGAGGACGGCCCCGAGGCGCAGGACAGCCGCCAGUGGCUGGAGGGCUUCCUGCAGAACAUCUCGUCCAAAGUGGCGGAGCUGCACCUCGGCUCCAUUCAGGUGACUUAUUUUACCUCGCUGUCCAGACAACAAGAGUUUGAAGGAAAUACCAAGAGUGUGAUCCCCCUCUUCUCCAUAACAUAUUUCCUUACAAUAACCUUUGCAAUCGUCUCUUGCCUAAGACUGAGCUGUAUAAGAAAUAAUACCUGGCUUGCAAGCUGUGGAGUGCUUUCUUCUGGCUUAGCUGUAUUGAGCAGCUUUGGAUUGCUGCUCUUCUGUGGAGUGCCGUUUGUGGUCACUGUAGCAAAUGCACCAUUCCUCAUUCUGGGGGUUGGCGUUGAUGACAUGUUCAUCAUGAUUGCUUCCUGGGAACAAAGUUUAAGGAAAAAAGAGAAAUCCAAUGUUAAAUCUCUGCUGGCUGAGACUUAUUCAGAGGCAGCACUUUCUGUGACCAUCACCACUCUGACGGAUGUUUUGGCCUUCUUCAUUGGCACCUGGACUGCUUUUCCGUCCGUGAGGUCUUUCUGCCUCUAUACAGGGACAGCUUUUAUCUUCUGCUAUGUAUAUACCUUGACCUUCUUUGGGGCAGUUCUGGUAUUAAAUCACAAAAGGGAGCAAGGGAACCGGCACUGGCUGACUUGUAUGAGUGUGAAUGUAGGUAAAGAUCAGGCUGAGAACUCCUGCUUGUACAAUGCUUGCUGUAUCGGCAGCUCUUCUAGGCAGCCAUCUGAGCCAGAAGGUGACCAUCCAAUGAACGUAUUCUUUAAGAAGUAUUAUGGCCCUUUUGUUACAAAUAAAUGGAGCAAGGUGCUCAUGGUGUUGCUCUACGGAGCAUAUUUGGCCAGCAGCAUUUAUGGGUGUACUCAGAUCAGGGAAGGCAUCGAUCUCCGAAAUCUGGCAAAUGAUGCCUCCUAUGUUAUUCCAUACUAUGAUGAUGAUGACAAAUACUUCUCCACAUAUGGACCCAGGGUCAUGGUUGCCAUUAGUGAGAGUGUAGAUUAUUGGAACGAGUCGGUGCGCCUUGGUAUUGAGAGCUGUGUACAGAAUUUAGAGAACAUUUCCUAUGUAGAUAAGAACCUCACAGAGUCAUGGCUGAGAGUAUACACAGAACUUGACAAAAGGGGUUUGAUAAAUAUAAGCAGUAAAACUGACUUCUUAAAUAACUUAAAUGUACUGUUCAGAGCUCGUCCCAGUUUUGAGUGGGACAUAAACAAGACUCAGGAUGAAAUAGAGGCUUCACGUUUCUUCAUCCAGACAGUGAAUGUGACAUCAGCCGUGGAUGAGAAGAACCUCGUCAAUGAGUUAAGAGAGGCAGCCAAGCAGUGCAGCAUUCCACUGAGGGUGUAUCAUCCAGCCUUCAUCUACUACGACCAGUACCUGGUAAUAGUGCAGAACACUAUUCAGAAUGUUGUGGUUGCUGCCGGGGCCAUGCUCGUUGUGUCCCUCGUGCUCAUUCCCAACCCGUUGUGCUGCUUGUGGGUGACCUUUGCUAUAGCCUCUGUUAUAGUUGGCGUUGCUGGUUUCAUGACGUUCUGGAACGUCAACCUCGAUUCCAUAUCCAUGAUCAACCUGGUCAUUUGCAUUGGGUUUUCAGUAGAUUUUUCUGCUCAUAUUUCCUAUGCCUUUGUUACAAGUGGAGAGUCAUCGGCCAAUAAAAGGGCAAUUGAAGCUCUGUCCCUGCUAGGUUACCCAGUUCUACAAGGUGCAGUUUCUACAAUACUGGGCGUAGUUGUCCUGGCUGCAGCGAGCACCUACAUCUUUAGGACAUUCUUCAAGAUCAUGUUCCUUGUUAUUUUGUUUGGGGCUCUUCAUGGUCUUGUUUUUAUUCCAGUGUUUUUAACAUUUUUUGGAAACUUUGGCAGUUCACCUCACAAUACCAUGUCUAUAAGUUUAGAGCAUAGGUUUAGAAAUGAUAAGGAUUGUCCAUGAAUUAUUUAAAUAUAAGAUUUUAUAUAUUUACUAUGUGGAGGCUCAAAUGCAGUGACUGUCAGGAAAUAUAAGACAUAAAAAGUAGAAGAAUAAAUACAUGAGAUCAACAAAGGCUUCAGAAAAGCCAGGUAAGAAAAAUAGCAAGAAACCGCACAGAAUGUAUUUGCAUUUUUUGCCUUUGUGUAUGUUCAACUACCACCUUAAUAUUGCUAAUUAUCUGUCACUAUAGGACAUGAAAUAAAAUGAUGCAGCCACGCAGCUCUCCAAGGUAAAAAAGAGCACUUUAAUUUCUGACUCCAACAUUUAUAGAUUUCCAAAAGUGACAGUGGAAUGUAGGGUAACACUGCCACCUUUCCAAUGACUCUGGACAAACCAAUAGUCCAUCAAAUUUCUCCUCCAUAAAAGAAUGUAAAACAAUAAGUUAUUUAUGUAAAGUGCAUGAGUAAGUUCAUUACAAGAAUGUAAACAUCAGAAGGCUUAGAAAAACUUGAAACAGGGCGACAGUUAUCAUUUUUGUGUGACUUUUUAACUGAAUGUAUUAAAAUUUUUACAAACACUGACCACUUCACCCGGUGAAUGGAAUCUGUUACAUGUUUGCAGGACACAGUCAUAGCAGCAGAAAAGAGUAACUCUCAUUGGACUGGAUUUCCUCCUUGUUUGCCUUGAUGCUGUAACUCAUCCCAGCACUGAGCUGGAAGACAAUUUUUUGCCCAAGAGGCUCAAAUCUUGCUGUUUUACAGCAAAAUUAUAAGAGGUCAGAACUGUCUCAGACUGCAGUAACUCAUAAGUCUUCAGGAGACAAAAUGUGCUUAGAUUCCUAAUGCAGCACAAAAAACCCUUGCGGAAGACUCACCCCAAGCUGACUCCCAUUUUCUAUUCAAGGCCUUUUCUUGGUGUCCUGUUUUCUAGCUAAGGCUGAACAUCUGGUGCCAUUAAGAAGUUUGCGUGUAGCUUCUGUUGGCUGCAGUUUGCAAAGUUUAUUGAACUUUUGUGGACCUCCCGAGUAACCACUUGGGAGACAUUCCAUGGUAUGACAGGGCAGGGAUUCACUAGAGACAAUCACACCCUAAUUUGGGACAAAGUGAAAAAGAAACCCAUGUUUAUGCAGAUCAGUCCCAAAACUGUAAACCCAUAAAUUCAAUUAUUUUCAUCAGUGACAACACAUCCUGUGAUGCAUCAAUAGAGCAGAGGAGCUUUCACUGAGUAGUAUCUAAGAAUAUGUGAGGUGAUCUUCUAACCUAUGGGGACAAGGCAGUAGGUAAAAAUCAAUUCAUAAUUUGUUGCCAAUAUCAUGAUAGACUCAUUGGAAAUAAAGUAAGUGUUUGUAAUUCUGGAAAAAUUGGU